Messenger RNA from Cyprinus carpio (common carp), 2933 nucleotides. Its product is annotated as deleted in malignant brain tumors 1 protein-like. Lineage: Eukaryota; Metazoa; Chordata; Actinopteri; Cypriniformes; Cyprinidae. Gene Ontology annotation, cellular component: membrane. The record is from RefSeq and is a predicted model, not a curated record. The transcript has 15 exons. The coding region runs from base 73 to 2271 and encodes 732 amino acids.
CACUUCCUCUUUGUGAUUCAGAGAGUGAAAGCACAGCAGUACUGAACACAACCAUCAUCCAACUCAUGGAGAAUGGAGACCUUAAAGAUCAUAACCAUCAUCCAAACUGUUGCUUUAAUACAAGGAUACGACAGUCUCAUCUCUACCGAGCCUCCAAAGGUCACAGUUAAUGUGAAACAUCAGGGAUCUGGCUCGUGCUCCGGGACCCUCAGCAACUCUCCAGUUAUAGCCAUGGAGGAUAUUAACCAUCUCUCCUCUCAGAUCUGUCUGUCUCUGGGAUGUGGUGAUGUGUAUAAAUUAGGGGCAUAUGAUGCAGAAUCCAACAGUACCUGUCUCACAGGCUGCCGUUAUCAUGACUCUGAGCUAAGCAGCUGCAGUCAGACUGUAAGAAGCAACUGCAAGAGGCUUUCUGAGGUCAUUUGCGGUUCCCCCUUGGUGGCUCAAAUAUCUAGCCCAUGUUCCUGGACUAUCAAAUCCCCAGACCCGAAAUCUUCUGUGUCUCUGACUGCAGACACUGUCCACAAUGUGUCCCGUGAGGUAUGCCGUGAGCUUGGCUGUGGACAGGUCUACAGUCUCAGUCAGAGCAGAGCGGGAUUGAACACAACCUGUUUCACAAACUGUGUUUAUCACAACAAUCAGCUGAAGAACUGUAGUGAGGUUAUUAACUCCAAUUGCUCAGUCCUUUCUGAAGUUAAAUGUGGCAAUGCUGCCGUUCGGUUGGAGGGGGGCGGUCAUCGCUGCGGGGGCCGUGUGGAGGUGUGGAGGGGCUCCUGGGGUACAGUGUGUGAUGAUGGAUGGGAUAUGGAGGAGGCACAUGUGGUCUGUGCACAGCUGGGCUGCGGGUACGCUGUGUCUGUCAGUGGGCAGGGUGAACCAUACGGCCAGGGCACAGGCCUCAUACACAUGGAUGAGCUCAACUGCACUGGAAAAGAGAGGAGCUUAUGGGAAUGUCCGGCGAUUACGAAUGGACACGAUUGUGGACAUAAGGAGGACGCAGGUGUGGUUUGCUCAGAAUACAAGGCUCUGCGACUGACAGGAGGUCUGGACCGAUGCUCUGGGAGAGUGGAGGUCCAUCGCAAUGGUAGCUGGGGGACAGUGUGUGACGCAUCCUGGCAGAAGGAAGAAGCCAAAAUGGCCUGUAAUUUGCUGAACUGUGGAGAGGUCAAACAAUUCACGGCUUUUGACAAAGCCUUCGAGCAUAAAAAUGGAUCACUCUGGUAUUUUUACUGUUCGAAGGGUACCACAUACCUGUGGCAUUGUACAGAGCUCAUUAAUAAUAAGUUUGCGUGCCAGGAAUCAAAAGCAGCUGGGCUGAUUUGCAAUAAUUCUCUUGGUCUGCCUGUUCCCACCAGUCCACAACCAACCUCAGCACCAGCAACCACAGUGACUAUGACAAUGGACAAACCACCUGGAUUGUUUCUUACUAAAGUGCAGCUGGGAAUAAGAAAUAACAUUUUACACAAUUCAAUUCGAACACCAUUGAAAUUUACAACUGAGCCAGUUGUGUGUUUCCCCUCGUUGUGGUUAGCUGCUGUGGCCCAGAAGAGAUACAUGAACCUGCAGGCCCCGGCCGAAGCAGAGGAAAACAACUACAGAGAUUCUGUGCAUCUCGUCAAAGUCACAAACAACAGCGGUUAUGCUGAGGUCCCAGUAUCUCCUCAACGUAUCUGGGCUCAGAGUAGCAUUGAGAGUGGAUCGUAUGACACAGACUAUGAGCAACAUGACAUCAGUCCGGAAACAGCUUUUCCUUUAUCCACUUUUCAAAACUCAAUGCGAUACAGUGCAGAUGGUAAAAGGCCUGCUGCGAGGGUCACAAACCUGAACAGUGUGACGGAGGAAGCUGUCCCGGCAGAGGCCACAGUGGGAGGAUACCAGCAAAUCUCUGAUCAUAAUGCACAGCAGAUGCGUGGAUCUGCUAUAAGUGUGGACUCGUUUGAGUCAUCCUGCACCUCGUCAGGAGAAAGCUAUGAAAACACAGGCACAAACGCACAGGACCCGUGCUCACAGGAGUCUGCUGAAUGUUAUGAAAAUACAGAGGACCUUCUACAAACCGCAGAUAAUUCAGAUGUCUUGAAGCAGGGAUCCGGAAGGUCAUUCCUGGGCCCCAACACAGAUCCUCCCUUCAGUUACCAAGACCUAGAUAAAGAGGGUGGCAGCAGAGAGGACUCCCCGUUGUACUCUCCCGUCAGCUAUGAUAAUGAGGCAGUCUCUUCAGAAAGUGACUAUGAUGACAUUGGCAAUUAUUUGCAACAACCUAGUCACUUACAUUAGCUACAGACUGUGAUGUGGCUACAUUUACACUUACACAAAUAAUGGUGAUGUAUAAUUUAUGAUGAAAUAAUCACAGCGAUGCAAUAGAAGAACCAUUUUUGGUUCCACAAAGAACCAUUCAGUCAAAGGUUCUUUAAAGAACUGUCUCUUUCUUAACUUUUUAUAAUCUGAAGAACCUUUUUUUGUGAAACAGAAAGGUUCUUCAGAUGUUAAAGGUUCUUUUUGGAACCAUUUAGACAAAAAAGGUUCUUCUGUGGCAUCAUGAAGCACCUUUAUUUUUCAGAGUGUACAUUGAGAAAUAUUCUGACUGAACUACAAGUACAGUAUUAGAAACCAUACCUGAGAAUCAUUUUACAGUAUAUCAUUCUUCUUUCAGACCUUUCAGUCUUUUCAGUGUUAUUUCUUUGUUCAUUCAUAUCUGCUUCUACAUAGUACAAUUAAACUUUAUCAUAAAUGUUUAAGCAAAUUUUAGCAUCACUGUAGGUACAUUAAGUCCAUACCAGUGUAAAAAGUACAAAUAUUUACAUAUACAAAUGCUUUUAUCUGAAUUUCUAAAUGCUUACAAGGACAUAUUAAUCAAAGGCGCUCUUUUAGAAUCAUUAUCUGAGGCUAAAAGCAGCAUCUGCAGCUGAUGACAUGCAAAUAAAAUGUUUUGAUUAUGA